Molecule: messenger RNA, 3229 nt
Organism: Thrips palmi
Lineage: Eukaryota; Metazoa; Arthropoda; Insecta; Thysanoptera; Thripidae
Product: protein piccolo-like
Exons: 11
Coding region: 648-1391 (247 amino acids)
Biological process (GO): calcium ion-regulated exocytosis of neurotransmitter; positive regulation of synaptic transmission; regulation of membrane potential
Cellular component (GO): presynaptic membrane; cytoskeleton of presynaptic active zone
Molecular function (GO): transmembrane transporter binding; small GTPase binding
Source: RefSeq, a predicted model, not a curated record
CCAGCCCCACGGAGACGAGGACGGGGCCAAAGAGCCGCCGCGAGGCACGGGCAGACAGCUGCCUCAGCUGCAUGGGAGGCCCCCCAGGGGCCAUCAGGGUCAGCAACAGAACCACCCUUCCGCCAGAGGAGCCCCGCAGUCACGAAGGUCCCAGGAAUCCUUGCAACUGUCCACCCCAAAGUACAACUUCCCCGUGAACAGAUUCUUGCUCACGCGUGAUCCCAAAGACAGAUCUGUGGCAGGUGAGAGGGACUGGAAUGGUCUCGGUAUGAGAGUCUUUGGAGGAAAAGAAAUUCCAGGCUCUGGAGGGGUCCUUGCCGCUUUUGUAGCAAGGAUAUACCCUGGCGGGGUCGCUGACCGAGCAGGAGACAUUCGAGAAGAUUUGCGUAUGCGUCCAGGUGACCAAGUUCUAGAGUGGAACGGGAUUCCGUUGACGGGCAAAACGUUUGAGGAGGUGCAGUCAAUACUUGCCCAGACGCAGACAGUGGAGGAAGUUGAAGUCGUUAUUCGAAGCCGGCAGGGUUCCUCGCGGUCUGGCUCCGCUCCACGCCUCGACGUGGACCAGGACAGAGUGCAGGACCGAGUCCAGGACAGGGACCGCGACAGGGGAGCGUAUUCGAAGGGGAAGCCGUCGCCACUCGCUGGACAUGAAUGGAAACGCCAGUGUGAGCAGCCGGGAACGACAUGGAAGCUCAUCCACCCACGGUGACGACGGAAGACGGAAGUAUUCUGAGGGGGACGCCCUCUCCGAAGGUACUGUUGCCACAGAGGCUAACGUAGCUCACAGAGGAAGCGCCGGCAACAGUCUAGGCGAACUCAGCCUGCAGGUCUGCUACGACAAGCAAGCAAGCAUCUUGUACCUUAUUGUCCACAAAGCACGAAACUUGCCUCCAAUAAACAACCAGGGUAAUCUGGCACCGCCCGACCCGUACGUCAAGGUGUACCUGCUACCUGGAAGAAACCUGGAGAACCAGAGACGCACAAAGGCAUGUUCCCGGACUCAGGAACCUGAGUGGAAUCAAACCAUGGUUUAUGAGGGUGUUCCACCCGAAGAGCUUCCCACUCGAUACCUCGAAGUUACCACCUGGAACUACGAUGUUUCUAAGCCGAACCCUGCAAUGGGCGGCGUGCUCCUGGACCUAAGUGAUACGUCGGUUCUCGACGAAGAGCCCGUCUGGUACACUCUGAUGGACGGUCCAUCCCUUCAGGCCGCACUUUCCCGCCUCACCAGCAAGCGCACUGGUUCUGUUUCUACUUCUAUCUACGGCUCCGGGACAGUGAACCAGAAGGCGAGGAUGGCCUCUCGCAACCCCAUCCUGUCCACGGCAGCCACCAUGGGCGCCCCGCUCGGCUCCCAGGGCUGCCACGGCGGCUUCUGCUGCGUCUUGUAGCGCUGCUUCUUGUGGCGCCAGUUCUUCUUCUCCUUCCGCGCUGUGGUUGUUGCAGCUUUGUUUGUGUCCUCCCCGAGUUGCUGAUGUUGCAGUGAAUCUUCUUCUUCAUCUUUUUCUUCUUCGUGCCUUUGGACUAAAUAUGUAAAGUUAAAGAGGUCGAAGACUGUGUAGUUGCUUUAGCUGUGGAGCGUGUGUACAUAUUUGUGUAAAUUUGGCUAAACUGUGUUCUGUGGUCCGUUUUGGACGAAAGCGCUAUGCGAUACCUACACCAGUUAGCGCCUUUAAGGCUUGAGCUAUCUGGUAUAUCAUGUUGUUCAUAUCCUGUUAAAUUUUGUCGUAUUUUUAUUGGAGUUUAUUUUUCCUUAUUCUAGAGUACCAUUCGUUUCCAUAUCACUAAAACGCAUCAUUACGCUUAUUAUGGUUCGUGAAAGAUUUUACUAUGUAAGAAAUGUUUCAUCUAUCUCUCUCCGAAUCCCUUUAAUUGGGAUAGUCGGCUACACAACAAGUAAACAUGGGUCAAUAAUUUUGUGAAGAUUUCGUUCGUGUGACGUCGAUGCAUGAACAGCUCCGGGCCUCGAAACCCUAUGAAUCACUUGCAUCGUUGAAGUUAUAUUGUAACCAAUCAGGAUUGGUUAAAUGGACUUGUCAGGAAGGUCUUUAUUCUAAAUUAAUAUCGUUUGUCUCGACAAAUCACCUUCAUCUAUUGAAUUUUAUUUUUUAUUUCUAAGAAAGCAGAUAUCAUGUUACUAUAUAUGAAACAUAUACGAGACUGUUGUUCCCUUUGCUCUUACCAGAGGGAAAUUUAUGUCAAAUCUAAUCCAAAAGUUUCUUUUAUCAGUCACAUCUACAUAUCAAGAGUGUUUUAGCACAUAAACGUAGAGUUUCCCUGGUGUAUAACAAAAUAAUAAAUUAUUAAAUCCCGGUUGUGUAGUUCCUUCAAUCUCGUUGUUGAGAUCUUUGGUGCUGGCUGUACGCUUGCUGUUCCUUUAACUUGGAUAAUGUCUUAAGAGAUACGAGCUGGGAAAAGGCCUGUGGUAAUCCAUUUUUAUUCAUUUCCUUUUAUAAGUAUAAAAUCUCAGCUUCCAGUAAAACGUUCAAUCAUCUUUUAAAAACCAUCUUCUUUACUUCAAAUUUUCAAUAUUAACAUUUCAACUAUAAUUCUAUUUCUUGUCUUUGCUUGCACCCCCUUUCAACAUAAGAGUUCGCGAAAGUCGGGUUUCAUGGUUCCUGCCGAGCCCGAGCGCUGAUUGUCUGACAAUAAGGACUUAAACAAUCUGUAAAAUGCAUUUGCAUUAUAUAUUGCCAUGCAAUAAAGCACAGACUAUAAAUUGUGCCGCUUAUUUUCUUAAAUGAGUGAUAUCCAGUUCUUUAUUAAAAGGCAUCUAACGUAGUUAACACUGAAUAUAACACAACUUGUAGUAAAACAAAUAUUUAUAGUAAGCUUGUGGAGAUUCAAAUCAUUUUCUUCCCAGUCUACAUAGUAAAAAUGACGCUGUAUGAGCUAUUUAUAAUAAAAUUGACGUACUUUAGAGUUGGAACUAAAAGGAAACGUGUGAAUGAUGCAGGCUCCCGCUCAAAUUCCCGAUUCCCCACUUCUCCCUUAUCUGCUUUACAAAUGUAUAAAAGCCUUGUACAAAUUUAGAGGCUAUUGUUACUUGGACCUCGUCCUCUGCCGUGAUUCCUACAAAAAUAUGUGUGAUACAAUUAUUGAUUUUGUUGCCAAAUUUCUCUUUUUGUGUGCGUGGUAUCGGUCUUGACCGGUGUUAUAAAGUAUAAACUUUGUUGGGUUUGAGAUUCUGUAAAAUCGACUGUUACAAAAUAAAGGUUGUGCCGUUGAA